AUGGGCGAAACGGGGGAACCACCGUCCCCAUCGGCCGCCAAUUCCCAAUACAUCACCUUCAAUUAUGUAUCUCUCCGUACGAUCUCUGCUGAUGAUUCGGUGAUCUUGCACGUAUCGCCGAAAUUUGCCACUGUCCACGAUCACGUGUCGUUCGUGUGGAGCUUGAAGAUACAUGGAACUACCGGAGGGUUGUGUUCGGAAGACGAGCUCGAUUCGGAGUAUUCGGCCGAUAACGUGCCGGAUCCGGCAAAUUAUGUAGCCGUCGAGUUGUACUACGUUGACGGGCCCGUCAGUCAGAUUUGUAUCCAGUCCGGAUUUCAAAUUGCGUUCCGUGAUGGCAGAGACGGGAAUUCUGUAGAAGAAAGCAAAGUCGUGCAUGUGACGCGCGGCUGUUCACAAGAGAUGACCGACUCGGAUCGCCUCCAUAUUUCCGAAUUCCUACAAGAAAACGUUGGAAACUCCCUAAAAGUUUCCCUUACGCUCCAGAUGGACGCUAAACUUUUUGACCCGUUUUAUUACCUCGACGCGAUGACGCCGACACCACAGAAAUCUUUCCUAACCACAAACUACAAGGCGCGCGUGAACAGCAAGAUUUGGAGGAAGCGCCAGAAACGUGAUGAAAAGGCGCCUCGAAUCCGUAUCCCGCGCCACGAAAAGAUUGACUACGAAGAGCGAUUCCGGCGAGUGAUGGAAGAAAAUGACGCCGAGCACCAGAUGACGCUCACCAGGGAUCCAGAGAAGGCUGACCAUCGCAAAUCGAUCAUCAGCCUGCGUCGCUCGUCAAACGCCACCAACCCGGAUCAGUCGUGGGGACAUGAGCCCGAGCACGAGCACAUCUUCAAGAAGCUCCUAAUCGCCUGCUGUGACUCAUGCCGUCAACGUCGUGAUUCGGCUGCCAUUUCCAACCCUGAGGCUACCGACCCGGAGCAGGACGACGCCGACGACGAAGAUGACGAACCGCCGGGAUUCGAGUGCAAAGAGCAGAACCAAGAGCACGUCCAUGAUCUGCUCGCCAAUAUGUAUUUCAACAAAAUAGUUCUCCCGCAUAUGGAAUUUGUUGAGGAUUUUGUUGAUUUUCUCAUUGAUGCCGAGCUGAACGAGUUGCCUGUGUUGAAGCGCGCCUGUGAGCGUUAUUUGUGCGGCGAGCUGAAUUUGAAAAAGGAGCUUGCCACGUCGCUAAUUCUGGAUCUCUUAUUCUUGUCGAUGGUUUUUAAUCUGCCCGUCAUGAAAUCGAUGACGUUAUCAGAACUGUCGUGUGAUGCUCGGGUGGAGGAACUGUCAAAUCCGGAGCGAAUGCUGCAACACGACGAGUUCAAAAAACUCGACCGCCGUAUGCGACUAAUGUCGGACCUGAACGUGGUGUCUCUCGUUGAGGAGUGUCGCGCAUUCCGCGAACAACGACUACGGGUCAUUGCUUUGCCCCUGCUCUCA
Messenger RNA from Mesorhabditis spiculigera, 1431 nucleotides. NCBI's taxonomy places the organism in Eukaryota, Metazoa, Nematoda, Chromadorea, Rhabditida, Rhabditidae. The record is from the annotation of a GenBank genome assembly.